Danio rerio (zebrafish) is the source of this 4818-nucleotide messenger RNA. The record is from RefSeq and is a predicted model, not a curated record. Lineage: Eukaryota; Metazoa; Chordata; Actinopteri; Cypriniformes; Danionidae.
AUCUGUCUUAAAGAGCCGAUUUACUAAGUGAAUCAGAUUCUUAUCGCUACCGUAGGACACGCACAACAACAGCAACUUCAUAAGACAUGAAAUAUCCGUAACAUUUACCAGCGCGCAUGACCAGAGCAUGUUUGCCGAUGUAAUGUAGCCUAUUAGACACCAAAACCAUAUAGCAUCAGAUAUUUUUUCUGCAUAAGAAGCAUUUGAAAUGGUGUCCUACGAGAGACUCACCCCCGAGGAGGUUCACUUCUCCGGAGCUGCAUUAUUGGAUAAUGACGAGUCGACAGACGCAGAUCUAAAAGAGGGGGACCCAGAGCUGCCUCUGCUGCCCCAGAGCCCUCGCUGCUCCAUCACUGCCGCCCUGCUGACCCUCGGGGGGCUCAUUGUUGUCCUCUCUGCCGUCUGGCUCCUCGGGACCUUAUUUUGGAUCCACAAUCCACCCUCUACAGAAUCCCAUAGGCCCCCUUCACCCAAAAGCCAAAACGGAACAGGGCUGCAGCCGGAGUCCUGCUCUCAGGUGCCUGAAGGGUGGAGGUUUGACUGCUAUCCUGAAAGAAAUGUGGUGGUGACGGAGGACAUGUGCCAUGCUAGAAACUGCUGCUUUAUUCAGAGCUCACGGGGCAAUGUUUCGGCACAGAAUGGAGUGCCAUGGUGUUUUUACACUCCUGAUUAUCCGUCCUAUGAGCUAAUGUCUAUUGUUGAUACGGAGAUGGGCAAGGUGGGAAAGCUGCUCAGGAAUAAGAAGACAUACUAUCCCAAAGACAUCGAUGCUCUUCAGCUGGAGGUGCUGUUUGAGGAGGACCACAGGCUGCGUGUGAAGAUAACAGACCCGACUGAAAAGAGGUACGAGGUGCCUAUAGAUGUCCCUGUGGUUCAUAAAAGAGCCUCAAACCCCUCGUACACUGUAGACUUCAUCAAAGAGCCGUUUGGACUGAUAGUCAAGAGAACGCAGACUGGAGCUGUACUGCUGAACACAUCCAUCGCUCCUCUCUUCUACGCGGAUCAGUUCCUCCAGAUGUCCUCAUCUCUACCCACACGUUUCAUCUACGGACUGGGUGAACAUCGCUCCAACUUUCUGCAUGAUGUCCAGUGGAACACUCUCACCAUGUGGGCUCGAGAUGUUCCUCCAAUGGAGCUCACCAACCUCUAUGGUGUCCACCCUUUUUAUCUUUCCAUGGAAUCUGAUGGAAAUGCACAUGGAUUUUUCAUGCUCAACAGUAAUGCAAUGGAUGUGGUUUUGCAGCCUGCACCAGCUGUUACCUGGCGUAUGAUUGGUGGGAUCCUCGACUUUUACAUUUUCUUAGGCCCGGAUCCUAGCUCUGUGAUUGGACAGUAUCUGGAUGUUGUAGGAAAGCCUGCUAUGCCCAUCUACUGGGCUCUUGGGUAUCAUCUGUGCCGAUGGGGCUACAAGACAAGCAACAAAACCUGGAGUGUUGUAAAAGAAAUGCGGAAUUAUGGGAUACCUCAGGAUGUUCAGUGGAACGAUAUUGACUACAUGGAUAGAAGUCUAGACUUCACUUACGACCCUUCAGGCUUUUCCACCCUUCCAGACCUGGUGAAAGACCUUCAACGACACGAUCAACACUAUGUCAUGAUUCUGGAUCCUGGAAUUAGUAACUCUCAGCCACCUGGCUCUUACUGGCCGUUUGAUGAGGGUAAGAAGAAGGGCAUCUUCAUCAAUGACUCAAAUGGAGACAUCCUUAUUGGAAAGGUUUGGCCAGGACUAACUGCUUUUCCAGAUUUCUCCAAUCCGGACACUCAUGAAUGGUGGUACCAGAAUCUGCAGAGAUUUCAUAACAAAGUGCCAUUCGAUGGCGUGUGGAUUGACAUGAAUGAGCCGUCUAACUUUUUUGAUGGGUCACUGAAUGGUUGUCCAGACAAUGAACUGGAAAAUCCUCCCUACACACCAGGUAUUCUGGGUGGUACAUUGAAGGGCAAGACUGUGUGUGCAUCUGCACGUCAGAAGAUCUCUGUUCACUAUAACAUACACAGUCUGUAUGGACUCAUGGAGGCACAGGCUACUGAAAGUGCUUUGAGGAGGAUCACAAAGAAGCGUCCCUUCAUUAUUUCCCGCUCUACGUUUCCCAGUCAGGGCAAGUAUUCAGGCCACUGGCUCGGAGACAACAGGAGCCAGUGGAAAGAUCUGGCCACAUCUAUACCAGGUAUGCUGACAUUUAACAUCCUGGGCAUUCCUCUGAUUGGAGCAGACAUUUGUGGGUUUGGCGGCAGCACUACAGAAGAGCUGUGUGUGCGAUGGACGCAGCUCGGAGCUUUUUACCCUUUCACAAGAAACCACAACUCCAUUGAUGAACAGGAUCAGGAACCAACUGCAUUCAGUCCUGCAGCUCGUACGGCAAUGAAAGAAGCCAUCCUUCUUCGCUAUUCCCUGUUCCCACAUCUCUACACACUCUUCCAUCACGCACACGUCAGCGGACACACGGUCGCCACACCACUGCUUUUCCAGUUCCCUACUGAUGAAAAGACGUAUGGGAUUGAUAAACAGUUCCUAUGGGGGAAGAGUUUGCUUGUCACACCGGUUUUGGAUGCAGGGCGAGAUUAUGUUGUGGGAUAUUUCCCUAAAGGUCUCUGGUAUGACUUUCACACGGGGAACUCAUUGAUAAGCAGUGGAGAAGAAAUCAAGCUUGAGGCUCCAGCAGACAAAAUCAACCUGCAUCUCAGAGAGGGAUCAGUCAUACCUACACAGAGACCGAACACCACAUUAUGGGUGAGCAGCGGUCAGCCUCUUCAUCUGAUUGUGAGUCUGAGCGAGGACGGCCGGGCCAAGGGUGAUCUGUACUGGGAUGAUGGAGAGACCAUUGACUCGUAUGAGAGCAAUCAAUACGCUUACAUCUAUUUCACAGUAGAACAGAACACAAUGAUGUCAGAGGUGCUGCAUAAUCAUGAGGAGGCCACUUACAUCACUGUGGAGACCGCCUCCUUUUAUGGAGUGAAGGCGAAGCCAGAAAAUGUCACCGUGAAUUCGCAGGAGGCGGCGUUCACUUACCUUGACAAUCAGGUGCUGACGGUAACAGACCUGGGUCUGAACCUCAGUCAUAACUUCACAAUCAGUUGGAUGUAAAAUGUGAAAAAUCAUCAAAGGCGUUUCAUAAUCACAAACUGCUGCAGGAAUUAAAAUCUUUAUCUCAAUACUUGGGCCGGUGUAUUUCAGGUUCAUGCCUGAGAUUAAACAUGAACUGGAGAAAUAUGACAGGUUAUUGAUUGUAUGCUGAAUUUCUCAUGUGAAGAGAUUAUUGCACUCAGAGGAGGUGAAACCAGAGAGACUUGAUUAAAUGCAUUAGUUUGAUUUGUUGAGUGGAUAGACACUAGAUUUUUAUAUUUGCUAUUAUAUUACUGCCUGUUAUUGCUGAUAUAGUUUCUAGAACAAACAAAAAAAGGUAUUCUGUCCAUUUUAAGUAUUUUAAUGUUGAAUAAAGUUCCUUGUAUUAACGUAAACUUAUGCCACACCAUCAAAAUAUUAAUCAAGUUCAAUAUAAAAGGGUUAGUUCACCUCAAAAUCUAAGUUGACUCACUAUUUACUCAUCCUAAAGCAGGGGUGUCCAAACUCGGUUCUGGAGACCCGGUGUCUUGGAAAAUGUAUCUCCAACUUGCUUCUACACACCUGUCAGGAAGUUUCUAGUAUAUCCAAGCGCUUGAUUAGCUGGUCCAGGAGUGUUUGAUUAGGGUUGGAGCUAAACUCUCCUGGACACCGGCCCUCCGGGACAAAGUUUGGACACCCCUGUCCUAAAGCAUAGGUCUCAAUCUGGAUUCCUGGAGGGCCGCAGCUCUACAUAGUUUUUCUCCAACCUUAAUCAAACACAGUUGAUCCAAAUAAUCGAGGUGUACAAAAGAGUCUUGAACAACUUGAUUAGUUGAAUAAGCUGCGUUUAAUUAGGGCUGGAGCAAAACUGUGCCGAGCUGCGGCCCUCCAGGAAUCCAGUUUGAGACCUAUGUCCUACAGUGUUUUCAAACCUUUAUGAGUUUCUUCCUUCUGUCAAACAUAUAAGAAGAUAUUUUGAAGAAUGCUGGAAACCUGUAACCAUUGACUUCCCUAGUAGGAAAACAUAUACUAUGGAAGUCAAUGGUUACAGGUUUUACUACAUUCUUCAAAAUAUCUUCUUUUGUGUUAGACUGAAGAAAGAAACUCAUACAUGCUUGAAAUGAGAGUAAAUGAUGGUUUUUGGAUAAACUAUCCCUUUAAUUUUGAACAUUUUUAUAAGAAUGCAUUGGACCAUCACAGCAGAUUUCGUCCAAAUGAUGUCUUUACAUUGAACCGCAUAUAUGUAUAUUUUGUUUACAAGCGGGUUUGCACUGUUCAUUCGGAUGUUGCAGAAAUGCAUGUUAAGAGCUUUAGUUAGCAAGCAUUAUUUAAGUUGACAGGCUUGUAUUUAACAGUACGAUCAGUCAGUCUGAAUGCGUUCUGUUCAAUCGUGUGGUGUGAAACCAUCAAAGCAAAUCACUGUACAGUAUUCAUCAGAGGCAUAAUUCUGCAGUAUUUUGUAAAUUGCUACCACAUGCUGUCAACGUUGUUGUUUCUAACAUGACAUUGUGCCUUAUAUUUCAUCAAAGCUGUGAUUUUCAACAUUCAGUGGCUUCACUGUGAAUGUAUAAAACCCUCUGUUAUAAAAAAAACAAUGGGCUGCUUUACAACUUUUAUCAAAAUGUAAUGGAAAAAUCCAAUGACAAUGCUGAAGCUGAAGUAUAUAUAUGAGGCUGUUGGAGGCUUCUUUUCUUGAAAUGACUCUAGAGAAACUGCUGUACAGUGUUUGGGAGGACAUACAGGGUAGUGUGCAAUAAAAUAAAAAGGUGAAAAAAAGUGUU